Messenger RNA from Lasiodiplodia theobromae, 1674 nucleotides. Its product is annotated as D-lactate dehydrogenase. The record is from RefSeq and is a predicted model, not a curated record. The coding region runs from base 1 to 1674 and encodes 557 amino acids. Gene Ontology annotation, cellular component: mitochondrion. Gene Ontology annotation, molecular function: FAD binding; catalytic activity. The transcript is spliced from 4 exons. NCBI's taxonomy places the organism in Eukaryota, Fungi, Ascomycota, Dothideomycetes, Botryosphaeriales, Botryosphaeriaceae.
AUGGCGUGCCCCUCCAGAAUCGCCGGCGCAGCGCUGCGCAGAGCCCGCUGCUCACGCGUUCCGCUGCAGCAGGCCGCCCGCUUGCACCCUGCUGUCCAGGUGCGCUGGACUGGAAGCACAUCUGCAACCAGUGAGCCUCACCAGCCGGACAGCAAGGACGGCGUGAAGGGUAAGCCCGCUCCGUCUAAGACCGUCAAGUUCACCACCGAAUCGUACCCGCAUUUGAAGCGCGAUUCCAAGUUCGCGGAGCUUACGCCGGAUCAUGUGAAAUAUUUUAAGGAACUUCUGGGGUCUCAGUCUGCUGUUAUCGACGGGGUUACUUCUGACGCCUCCGACGACAUUGAGGCUUUCAACAGCGAUUGGAUGCGCAAAUUCCGCGGCCACACGAAGCUCGUCCUCAAGCCCGGCUCGACGGAAGAAGUGAGCAAGAUUUUGAAGUACUGCAACGACAACAUGCUGGCUGUGGUUCCCCAGGGCGGCAACAGUGGUUUGGUCGGUGGAUCGGUACCAGUGUUUGACGAGAUCGUUGUCAACAUGUCUCGCAUGAACAAGAUCAGGUCGUUUGAUGAGGUCUCGGGAAUCCUGGUUGUGGACGGCGGAGUCAUCCUCGAAGUGGCCGACAACUUCCUCCAGGAGAAGAACUACGUGUUUCCCCUGGAUCUGGGCGCGAAGGGAUCUUGCCAUAUCGGCGGCAACGUUGCAACCAAUGCCGGUGGACUUAGGCUUCUGAGAUACGGCAGCUUGCACGGGAACGUGUUGGGUAUUGAGGCCGUGCUCCCUGAUGGCACCAUCGUCGACGACCUGUGUAAAUUGCGCAAGAACAACACUGGAUAUGACCUGAAGCAGUUGUUCAUCGGAGGCGAGGGCACAAUUGGCAUUAUAACUGGUGUCUCCAUUGUUUGCCCGCAAAACUCGCCCGCCAUGAACGUUGCAUACUUCGGACUGGAGAGCUUUGAGAAGUGCCAGCAGGCCUUCCGUGAAGCCAAGGGCCAGCUAUCGGAAAUCCUCUCCGCCUUUGAGCUUAUGGAUGGUCGGAGUCAAAACAUUUUGAAACAGGCAAUCAACAAGAAACUACCUUUGGAGGGUGACUACCCUUUCUACUGCCUCAUCGAAACCCGGGGCUCCAACUCUGAUCAUGACAGCGAGAAACUGUCGGCUUUCCUUGAACAUGUCAUGGGUGAAGAGAUUGUCGCUGAUGGUGUACUCGCUCAAGAUCAAACCCAGAUGGCUGAACUCUGGUCUUGCCGUGAGGGAAUCACUGAGUGCUUGGGCCACUGGGGAGGCGUCUACAAGUACGACUUGUCUAUUCCUCUGGAAGAGCUGUACCAGCUGGUUGAUGACACGCGCGACCGCCUCACGAAGGCCGGCCUCGUUGGAGACUCGGACGAGUACCCUGUCGUCGAUGUUGUCGGUUACGGACACAUGGGUGAUAGCAACCUCCACCUGAACAUCCCCACCAGGAGAUUCGACAAGGCCGUGGAAAAGGAACUUGAGCCGUUUGUCUACGAAUGGGUGGCGAAGAGGAAUGGAAGCAUCAGCGCCGAACACGGUCUCGGCUUGACGAAGAAGCCAUAUAUUGGAUACAGCAGGAGCGAGACUAUGGUCAGGCUGAUGAAGCAGAUCAAGGACACCUUCGACCCGAAUGGCAUUAUGAACCCUUACAAGUACAUAUGA